Messenger RNA from Anopheles funestus (African malaria mosquito), 2675 nucleotides. Its product is annotated as larval cuticle protein A2B-like. The coding region runs from base 713 to 1255 and encodes 180 amino acids. The record is from RefSeq and is a predicted model, not a curated record. The transcript is spliced from 2 exons. Lineage: Eukaryota; Metazoa; Arthropoda; Insecta; Diptera; Culicidae. Gene Ontology annotation, cellular component: extracellular matrix.
ACCCUAAUAUUGUAGCGGGGUUUUGGUUGCAAUAAAAAAUUGACAAUUUCAUACUAUUGGUAUAUAUUAUUCAAUUGACGUUAAAAAUUAGGUGAAUAAGAAAAUGUAGACACUGGAUAUGUUCUCUUAUCGAUGUUUCACACGGAAAUGGAAGAACAUGUACAUGUUUGGUUUAUAUUUAUACUCGGUACAACAGUGGUACUGAAGGAGAUAGCACUGCAAAGAGCUAUUAAAUAGUGUACAUAUUGCAAGAUAUAACGUUUCGCGUGCCACCUGAUGGACGUUUUAAAAGACAUAUCAGCAUAUGGAUAAUAAUUUAUAGUUGUGUAAUUUCGAAUUAGGUUGGUCAAUGUCUGCAAUAAAAUACGAUUGAUGCAAGCCAGGCAUGUUUUACUGUUUGGCAAUAGUGCAAACUAGUUCAAGUUUUCAAGCAGGAUUUAAAUCCGGCUUCGAUCUGAUCUGCACGAUUGUAGCCUGUCAACUAUUGGUCAAGUAUUCGGUACAUUUAGGAUACGCAUUUUGGCGUUGGUGUUAUAAAGCAGACAGUUGAAUUGGUGUAAGGCCUAUUGUUGUAAACAACAGGCAGUGUGUAAUCCACAUGUAUCAAAGUGAUCAUAAGGUAUAAAACCGUAGGAAAUAUCACGAAAUUUAUCAUUCCCCAAAAUACAUCAGUUCGUAGCAGUGUCCAUUCAGCGGUGUAGCCAAAUUCACCAUGCAACAGAAGGUAUGUUUUGUGAUGCUUUUUACCGUAGCAGUAGUUGGAGCUGCCGUAUUACCUGUAGUGCAAUAUCAUCAACAUGAUGAUGGUCCGGCUGAGUAUCAUUUUGAGUAUUCUGUUAAUGAUGCUCAUACUGGUGACAUAAAACAGCAGCACGAAGAGCGCCAUGGAGAUAAAGUGACUGGCCAGUACAGUCUUAUCGACGCGGACGGGUAUCGUCGUGUAGUGGAUUAUUCUGCCGACAAACAUACGGGAUUCGUUGCUAACGUUCAUCGCGAACCAAUUAAGGGUGUCUAUUCGGUUGCUUUGCACAAGAAAGUUGAGGUAGUUCCUGUGGUAAAGCUUGUGAAAUCGAUAGCUUUGGCUCCAGCAGUGCAUCACACUGAACCAGUGAAUCGUGUAAAGGCAGUGCAUCUCGUAAAAGUGCAUCAGACUGUACCAAAUGUACACCACCCGGUAGUGUACGCAUCCAAACAUACCAAUAAUGUACGUUCACAUACCAGCUUCAAAAGUGGAAAUGUGAGCUAUCAGUAUUGAAAACAUGUUGUUAACAUAAAUUAAUAAAAUAUGUUAUUACUCAAUCCAUAUUGACAUAUUCUCUUGAAUAUUUCAUGUGCAAGCCCUUGUUCUUUAUUUCAUAUACUUAACUUUUUGCUUACUUGUAUACUGUUUGAAAAUAUUGGUACAGUAUACUAAGGAAAUACAAUAUUUUUUCUUGUUUACUCUCAAUUGAACACAGUUUCAUAAUGAAUUCCUUUGUAUAAUUAUCUAAACCUCUACUAGUAGUAAAUAUAUUACGAAAUUCGAACUUCAUAGUAGAGUACCCAAAAAAUCGAGAUCAAUUUAGAAGAGCAAUAAUGGGGUUCUUAUGACACAUGCAGUAUAUUAGCUACGUUAAUAAUUAAUAAAUUCGCUUUAACAUAAGUUUGGUAUGAAGUUGAUGUUUAAAGCUGCGUGGAUAAUCGAAACAUCUUAUACAAAACGGGGACAAUAACAAAACGAUAUUUUUUAUAAUUAUGCCUGAUCAACCAAAACCCCUCUACUAAACCGAAAUGUACAAAAAUCAUAAAUUAUCUUCAAGUCCAAUAAAACUGGAAAGAUUGCAUUGACUUAAUCGAACAUUAUUUGGAUUAUAGCAUAAAACAAUAUAAAAUAUACACAUCCAUACAAUGCUUAGCAAGUAAGAAAGAUCCCAUAAUAUCGUACCUCGAUAUUAUUCCUCGAAAAAAGUAUACUGACCAUACCAUAAUAUAAUGUUUAAAUAACUAAAACAGGUAAACUGUAAUUUCCCUCAAAAACCAACAAUUGAGAAAAGCGAGGUAAUUAAAUAAUUCAGCCAAAAACAUUGGCUUAAUCAAUAUUUGUUAAACAUGAGUUCUAAACAUUAGUUAUUAUGGUUAUGGAUUAUGUUUUUAGUUACCAUAUUAAUUGAAAAUUUAAUGAAUAUGUGUAUAAUUUUUAUUAUGAAAUUUAUAUAAUGAGAAACUUGUACAAUUGUAGUAAUGCUUGUGGUAGAUGAAGGAUUUAAAUUAAUGAGUGAUUGAACUUAAUGAACGUAACGUAAUUGUAACGUAAACUAUAAAAGAAAAUGAUGAACGAUGAGAAAUAAUGGACGAUGUAAUCUGCAGACCCUGGCUAAGGCGUUUGUAAUUAACUUAAUUUGAAUUUACGCGUAGCUGGAUAUUCAAUCCUGCGGAGGACGGAUUCAAUUUAAAAUGGUACCGGUCCUGUCGUAUGAGCAACCAGUUCUGCUACUAACUUACCACCGAGCUGCCCUUUAUUUGUUAAUUUUUUAUGAACAGGUCAAAUAAAAAAAAUCUUUUCUUGCUUUUGAAUCCCUACUUUCAAGCAUUUGAAUCCCGGUGGAUUCAAAUAAAACACAAAACAAUCAGGUAUGCAAAUCAAUUAAAACUGAUUUAACCUUUUUUCCCAACUAAAAAUAGUUUAUAGAUGCAAC